Paramisgurnus dabryanus is the source of this 1949-nucleotide messenger RNA. RefSeq names its product TRAF3 interacting protein 3 (gene traf3ip3). The record is from RefSeq and is a predicted model, not a curated record. NCBI's taxonomy places the organism in Eukaryota, Metazoa, Chordata, Actinopteri, Cypriniformes, Cobitidae.
UUGAGAUAGAGGAACUCAUACAAGUUGUGAGGUUCAUCUUACUUCCUGUUAAACAAGCAAGGGAGAAGAAAUAGACCGCCCUUGGUUGAAUGAACUAGUUUUCAACUGCCAUGUCAACUUCAAAGCUUUCAAACUCUCCUUUUACAAUUAUUCAGACUACAGGACUCAUCUAAGAACAGCUGCCUGUAGCUCAGUUCAUGUCUCAAUUGGAACAAUAUGACAACAGAGGAAAUUGCCACUUCGAGGUGACAAUCCAGUGCCUAAAAAAUCCCACAAAUUUAUAAACUCGUUCCCACUGAGACAGAAUGGAUGGUGCUGAAGACAACGAAAGACAGCAGGCCCGGACUUAUGAGCAUAAAGUGGAACAGCGUGCAGUGAAGCACAGAGAAAUCGGUGAUCGGCACAAUGUGACUUUGUGUCGUAGCCCCCCGAGAGAUCUGGACACGAGGCAAAUUAAAACCGAACUGCAUCUCAAAAGACAAUUUGAGUUUUCAAAGAGAAGACCAGUGGACCUUGGCACAUAUGCCCUGUUAUCUCCCGUGCCAAGGCGCAGAUACUUUAGGGAAACCCUGCAUGCAGCAGAGCACAUGACGUCAAUCAGACAUACUUUGAUAACAAGUCCAAAUGUAAAGCUUCAGAGAGAUGAUAUAAACUAUGCAAAGCAGACAGUUUCCACACCUCCAAUGAAUUCUGACAAUGAUCCAAGGCUGAAUACAGUGAGAUGGGAUGUACCAGUCUUCACUUCUGCCCGGCUUAGAAGAAAAGUGAGAAAAGAGCAAGUUAUUCCUCAAGAAAUGACACAAGUCUCUAACAGUCAGAAGACUUUACUUACAACCAGCAUGCAAACGGAGUCUGGAUUUGUUACUGUCAAAGAAGCAGACGUGCAACAACUGUCUGAUUAUUUGGAGGAGGCUUUACGUAGAGAAGAGACUCUUAAGAAGAAGCUCAUCAGCCUCCAGAAAAGCUCCUCUACGUUGGUGCGCUCUACUGAACUCCUGUGGAAGACACGCUGUGAUGAGGACUUACUGAAGAGUAAGAUCAAAGCUCUGGAGGCUCAGCUGCAGAUUUGCAUCAAGAAAUUUCCUCAGGAUGGAGUGAAAAAAGUGGUGCUAAAGAUGGAAAAACAAAGGGACGAGUAUGAGCAGAAAUCACUUAAGGCUAUUCACAGGGCAGAGAAUGAGAAGGCCGAGGCUCAGAGCACGAUGGAGCAUCUUCAGGGGGUGCUGCAGACAACCAAGGCAGAAUCUGAGCUUUGGCAGAAGAUGUAUGAAGAGAUGAAAGAGGACUCAAAGCAGAUGAAACUGAGACAGGAUGAUUACACUGAUCAGAUACUCAAGCUGCAGGGCCAGUUAGAGCGCUCUGCUGGACAGGAGGAGAUGCUGAGGAAACACACAGAAUCUCUUCAGCAGGAGACAGCAGAGCUUCAGUCGUGCAUGACUGAACUGGAAGAAGAGAACCUCACUCUCAGAGAACAUGUACAGGAACUCACAGGACACAACUAUGAGUUGUGGAAUAAUAACACACACACACAUGAGGAAGUUUCAGUAAUAAACCAACUCCUGCAGACGGAUCCCAGUAUGAACAAACAGCUCAGAGACACAGAGCUGAGACUCAGAAUUAAGGAAAAAGAGUGCAUGGAGCUACAGGCGGAGCUUGAAGCUCUGGAGCAGGAGUGUUACGCCUAUCAAUCCCGACUGACCCAGUGCCGAGAAGAAAUAAACUUACUGACCACACGCCAGAAGAGCAGCAGGAAGCAAUGCUGUGGGUUCUGGUUCUGUGUAUGGCUUUUCUUACUGCUAUUGUUGGUUGUGGUGGUGGCAGUUUUGUGCUUGUACCAUCCACCUGCCAAGGAGCAGGUUCGGCAGUUUUACUCUCUUUUGAAACAGCGUAUGGAAGAUUACAUGAUAUUAGCAGCAUCAGCACAUGGAGCCUGCAGUAGACCUGUGUGA